Molecule: messenger RNA, 2106 nt
Organism: Exophiala bonariae
Lineage: Eukaryota; Fungi; Ascomycota; Eurotiomycetes; Chaetothyriales; Herpotrichiellaceae
Exons: 1
Coding region: 1-2106 (701 amino acids)
Molecular function (GO): histone methyltransferase activity; protein binding; double-stranded DNA binding
Source: RefSeq, a predicted model, not a curated record
AUGCGUCCCGGAAGUCGUCCAAGGAGAGAAGUGAAGCUCACUCAACGCCGGCGCGAGGCUGAGGAGGCUGGCCUUCUCAGAUCCGCCAAGGUCACCAAAGCCAAAGCAGCCAAAGCGACCAGAACGGCCAGAACGGCAAAAUCGGCGCCUAAGACGACUGGUAAUGAUGAAGAUGAUGACGAAAAUAAUGGUAAUACCGAGGAAGCAGAGCAGGUCUCUGCCCCUUCAGCCGCCGGUAGGGUUUUGAGGGUCAGAAAGCCACACCAGCAACUCAAGAGACGAGGAAAGCAGAGAGGACCACCACCGCGUAUUGAUGUCCCUCUGACUCGCGCUCAACGCCGCGCCAGGGAUACAUUGGCUAAUAUUUACUACGACAUCGAUAAAUAUGCCACCCGACCUACAACCCAAGACUUCACCGCCAACGAGAAAAGGGCUUCUCAGAAGGAGGCGGACGCCGUUCACACUGUUCUCCGUCAGGCGAGAAUGAUUCGCUCUCUUGAUCAGAUCUCCAUUGACAAGCAAGGGCUCGUCGUCAGCUUGCUCCAUGGUUUCGAAACAGCAGAUAAGCAUGUGGCAGCCGCUGUGGCGCUAGGGACUGCUGAUUGGUCUCUGGAUGCUGUCUUUCAGGGUAGGUUCAAGGAGUUCUUCGGUCUGCCUAGCCCCAAUCUUUCAAUUUUGAGUAUUUGUGCUCAUUCCAAGACCUUCAGAGAUGCCCUAUUCAGACAGGAUGCAGACAGUGUCGAGCAAAGGUUGCCAGCUUGGGGUGAUCUCCUUGGCUUGAUCCAAAAGAACACUUCAAGUCUUGAGCUCUUUGCCGAGGUCAGGGCUUUGCCGUGGGAGGCCGCCCUCGACCAAGCAAAUGACCAUUUCGCGUUGCUCCUCAAGCAUGUCUUCAUUGGUGCUCACAGCAUGACCAACGACGCCACUCCCAAUCGCGAUUCCAUUACGAGUGAGAAGAACUUUGGCAUCAAGCCUGAUGAUGAGAGCGUGGUUCACGUCAUCGACGGCGACAAGAGAAAUCAAGGUCUUUGGACAUUGCAAUUGAAUCCGACUCACAAAGCCACGAGGAACAACGCCACCGUGGUGGUCACGGAUGAGACGGUGGACGAAUUCAAAUCGAUUUUCAAGGACAAGCACCCGAAUUUGAGAUUCGAUGACGAGAUUGAUAUCAACCAAGAAGCCAUCGAGGAAUCGGUCGUCCUCGACGGCUACGAGGAAGCUUGGUCUGACUGGCUCCAACCGAUUGGAAAUCAACAGACUAUUGAACCUCGGUUUGACAACUCAAAGUGCAAAGUUUGUGGUAAGAAAGGUACUCAAAGGACAAAGAAACAGAGGAUCAGAGUAUGUACGUGUGAUUUCGUGGAUUUACGAGACCACCGUGGCUUGGGAAACGUGCUCUUCGAGUUGGUGGAGACCGGGGUCCUGGGGACUGGGGUUCGAGCCUUGCAGGAUAUCAGCAAGGGGGACCCAAUCGCCGAAUAUGUAGGAGAGAUUUAUCCACAAGUAGGGGAUCGAUACGGUUCUUCGAAAUAUGCAUAUAUUGCCGACAUUCCAGAAGACUCGGAUCCUACCCAAGAUGAAGCAAAAUAUAACAUCGAUUCCAUGCGAUCUGGAAACUGGACAAGAUACAUCAACCACAGUUGUAACUCCAAUACCAAGUUCGGGUAUAUCAAUCUCGGGCAUCUGCGAUGCGUCCAGGUCGGAGCCGAGAAGAACAUCAAGUUCGGUGAACAGUUGACGAUCGAUUAUGGUCAUCAAUACUUCCAAUGCUCACCCUUUGGCUGCAAAUGUGGGAUGGCAUGCUGUACGAAUUGGAUUGAGAAAGCAUUUCCGGACGCUCCCGAGAACAAGCUAACGUUGAGAGAUGCAAAAGCGAAAUUGAAGGCCCCAAUUUGGGCCAUGAAGGAUGACAAUGUACCCUACAAUAAUCCACUCCCAAAAGCAGAUAUUAAACUGCCCGAGGGCGUCACAAUGCCUGAGUACACAGAUACAGAGCCCGAGCUAGCAUCCAUUGCUGAAACGCCCGAGUGUCCAAAACUGAGAGCGAGCAAGAGAAGGCAGGCUGAAGAUGACGGACCUCGUCGGAGCAAGAGGCAACGUUGUUGA